UGUCACGAGGGCGGAAGCGGAAAUGAUUUCUGUUUGUGUUUGCCAUCAGUAGCAGAUCGAUGAGGGCAGGUAGAAACGUCAGUUUUUAUCAUUUUAAUCGUUAUUCGGAUUUAGCUUUUGUCCCCCCAACACACGUUAAUGGAGUCUUGCGGUAAGGACGGAGUUAAAGGAGCCGUGCUGCACAUCGUCGUGGUCGGCUUCCACCACAAGAGGGGCUGCCAGGUGGAGUUCUCUUACCCCCCCAUCAGUGAUGAGGGUCAUGACAGUAACUUGUUACCUGAUCAGUGGAAGUACCUACCAUUCCUCGCUUUGCCUGAUGGAGCGCACAACUAUCAGGAUGACACAGUGUAUUUCCUCCUGCCCCCACUGAGAGAAGACAUGAAGUGUGUGUAUGGUGUUUCUUGCUACAGACAGAUCGAAGCCAAGAUGCUGAAGGUGAGACAGGCUGAUGUCACCAGGGAGACGGUGCAGAAGAGUGUGUGUGUGCUUAGCAGAGUGCCGGUUUUCGGGCUGAUUGCGGCGAAGCUGCAGCUGAUCACACAUGCCUACUUUGAAGAGAAGGACUUCUCACAGAUCUCCAUCCUAAAGGAGCUGUAUGAUCACAUGAAUGCUUCUCUACGGUUCCCAACACUGGAGGGAUCACAGCUGUAUCUGGGUUUAUCUGCACGAGAUUUAAUUCUGCACUUUAAACACAAGGUCCUAAUGCUGUUUAAGUUGAUUCUGCUGGAGAAAAAGGUGCUGUUCUAUGUUUCUCCUGUUAACAGAUUAGUGGGGACCCUGAUGACCGUUCUCUCAUUGUUCCCUGGUAUGAUCGAGCGGGGCCUGCCUGACUCGUCUCAUUAUCAUCCUAAAAGCAGCCAAUCUGAGAGUGCUGACAUCAUUAAGAGCGUAGACCUAACAGAGAACACAGAAGUAUUCAUCGCUGAGCCCACAGGGAACCAAGCAGAGGGCUCCACUGGUCCUAAGGGGAGUCCGAGCUCGCCUGAUUGGCUGGAUAGCGAGUGGGAGAGUCUGGACCCGCUGGACGAGGAGGAGGAGGAGAAGCAGGAGCAGGGAGGUGGGCAAAAAAUGGCACAGACGGAGUGUAUAGAGACGGAGUCUACAGCGCCCAUCACUGUUCAACCCAAAGCCACACCUGCUCAGACUGAUACCCAAACACACAGUGCUACACAAACACAAGCUACACACCCACACACUCCCUUGCAGGACGUAGACCCCUGUGGCCUGCCGCCCGCCAUUUUCACUAAGGGUUACCUGUGUUUGCCGUACAUGGCUCUCCAGCAGCAUCACCUGCUCUGUGAUGUAAGAGUUCGGGGGUUUGUUGCUGGAGCAACCAACAUCUUGUUCCGUCAGCAGAGACACCUGAGUGAUGCCAUCGUAGACGUGGAAGAGGCUGCUAUCCACAUUGCUGACCCAGAGUUGCGGCGUGUCCUCAGCCUGACCACAGCUGACCUGCGCUUCUGCGACUUCCUGCUGAAGAGUGUGAGUGAUCACAGUGAGGAUGUAUUUCUGGACGGAACCGGCUGGGAGGGAGGAGACGAAUGGAUCAGGGCUCAGUUUGCACUCUACAUACACACCCUAUUGGCAUCCACACUACAGCAAGAUAACGAGAAGCUGCUGGCAGAUUAUGGCUCUGCGUUCAUCUCCACCUGGAAGAUCACACACAACUACAGAGUGUGGUCCAGCACACACCAUCCAGCCAUCACCGAGAUCACACCAGGCCACCCUUUCCAGGGUCAGUACAGCGUGGCGGACGUGAAGCUGCGGUUCUCACACUCAGUACAGAACAGUGAAAGGGGGCGGAGACUGGGCAGUGCAGUGAUGACCACAAGCAGGAGUGUAGUGCAGACUGGCAGAGCUGUAGGUCAGUCAGUGGGUGGAGCCUUGAACAGCGCAAAGUCUGUGAUGUCAUCAUGGUUCUCAACACUUUCUCAACCAGCAUUAAUAUCGGACCCACAGUCGACAACGACCAAGCAGUGACUGUGUCUCUCUGCAUACACACGCACUCCGUCAUCAUUUCACAUACUCACAGAUCUCACACACUACCUGUUUAUUGUGUCUGGUGCGUCUCUCUACUUGUCUGACCAAUCAGCAUUUAGUGCUGCCUCACCCUGAUCUGAGUGUGGUUAUCUGAAAUCAGCGGCCUUAACUGUCUGUCUGUCUGUCAUGGGCAGUUCAGGUUGGACUUAUUAUGUCAAAUUCAUAUAGAUAUAUAAAAUCUAAAAAAUAUAUUAUUGUAAUACUACUGUUCAGUGUGUGUUGUCUGUCUGUCUGUCUGUCAUGUUAUAGAGUGAUGCAUCAAUAUCCUUUUUGCCUUUUUUUUUUUUUUUUUUAAAUACACUCCUGAACGAAAUCUUCCAAGGGAAACAUUCCAGGUACUGUAUUUGAAUUUCACGCUGGUGGAUCAUAACCAGGUUGUUAGAACUGCUUCAAAAUGUCAAAAGAAGAAAAAGGAGCAUGAGACCAAAAAAAAAAGAGUUUGGCAAUUUAUUGAUGCAACUUUUUCCAGGAGGCUGGUGGAAAUGUUGCUCCAUGUGGUGAAGAUGGCUUCAUGAAUGGCAUCCGCAGUCUGGAACUGACGUCCGUUUUUGUAAACUUCCUCUGCCAUCCAUCUCCAAACAUUCUCAAGGGGAUUUAGAUCAGGGGAACACACAGGAUGGUCCGGAAGUGCAACAUUAUUGUCCUGGAAGACGUUGUUCGUCAGGCGGGUGUUGUGAACUGCAGUAUUGUCCUGUUGAAAGACCCAAUCAUUACCAGACAGAUGAGGGCCCUCGGUCAAGAGAGAUGCCUGCUGCAACCACAUAGCAUGUCCACAUAGCCAGCUGCCGUUUGACCCCACUGCACAACCUGAAGCUUUAUUUUCCAACUGAAUUAAAAACACCCCAGAUCAUGAUGGAGCCUCCUUCACUGUGCCGUAUAGAAAACAUCUCCAGUGGGAUCUCCUUGUCAUGUCAGAAGCCAUCAGGACCAUGCACGAUAAUUUUUUUUCUCGAUAAAACUUUGUUCCAUCUUUCACGAUAAACUUUGUUCCAUCCUUCAAUGUCCACACAAUGUCUCAUGUCUCCCUUGCAAAUUCCAAACGGGCAAGUUUGUGGUGUGGGUCCCAUUACUCAAGAUCUUUUAAGAAAUUUAAAAUGACUGUCUUACUGCGUCCAACCUCGGCAGCAAUGGGACGUUUAGAGAGCCCUUGCUUGUGCAGCUCAAUAAUCCUGCCAUGUUCAAAAACAGAAAGCCUUUUUGCUUUUGGCAUCAGGAGAUCAUGACAGUGUGACUGUCUAAAGGACAAUGACAUUUAAAGCCAUAUAUUUGCACAGAUUUUAACUUUUAAAGGCUAUGGUCUUAAACCUUUGAUGAUCAGCUAAUCAUCAGUAUGUCCAGUAUGUUUGAGUUUAAGUGCAGUUUUAAAUGAAUUGCCUACUAUGUAUUUUUUCUCUCUUGCUCUUGUUUCUUCUUUUGGCAUUUGGAAGAAGUAUUUACCUGAUAUCAAUCUAGUUACGAUCCACCAGCAUGACAUGUCAAUUGUGAUACUGUAAUGUGUGAAAUGUGACUUGUAAUAUUUACCCUGGAAUUAAGAUUUUUUUCAGGAGUGCAUAUAUAAAAUAUAUAUAUAUUUUUUUUUUAAUUUGUCACGACCAAGUAUGAGUGUGAGUACAGGUUUUUUGGUAUUCAAUGAAUCUGAUACUGAAAUGAGCAACAUCAUUAAGUACAUUUUAAGACCCUCAAAGGGUCACCGAUAUGUGUCUGUAUUUGAGCAUCUAUUUAUUUAUUUGUUUCUUUCCAUCCGUCUAUACGUCCGUCUCUCUGGUGUUAAAAUCUGUUGUCAGAUUUGUCUGAUAAGAAAUACUGCAUAUAAAACAGAUAAUAUAUUAAAUUAUAUUGAUCAAAUAAAUACCUACAUGAUAGUGAUAUAUCUACCAGAUUAGUUGCCAUUUGCCCUUUAAUAGGAAGUGGUUGUUAAACGUGAACUGAUAAACACAAAUGUAAACUUUUUUUUUUUUUUUUAAAGUAAGCAAGCUGUUCGUGUCACUCGUGUUCGCGAUCUCCCACACACUAAAAAAUUUUCACACCUGAGUUAGACUACCAUCACUACAGCACUGUCCUGAAACUCAAAAUCAAGGCCCAAGCAGUUAACACCAGUGUUUACUCCUAGCAUGUAGCUUAGUAUGUGAGUGGGCUUUUUGUUACAAGAUUAAAAAAUAGUCCCCUGGCUCAACAAAGGUGGACCUUAAGUUGAAUUUUGUGCUCCUGACAUCACUGCUAAGUCCAUUAGCCCUGCACUAAUGCAAUCUAACAUUAAUGUGUCGCAUCUUCUGGCAGCUAUCAGACUUUAGAAUCCGAGCUCCACCCUCAUUGUGAUCCUUGACCGCAUGGCUUCAUCUUUCGUCUCUGUUUGAUUUUUGAGACAUGUGUUCUGUGAUUUUGUUUUUAAAGAAUAGUUUAAUGGUUUUGCUUUCGUUUCAGCGCUGGUUUACACGUUUCUCUGAGGCAUCUUUUUGGUUGUUAGUCUUAAUAAAUUGGAAAUGAUCAGUUUCAA
Molecule: messenger RNA, 4534 nt
Organism: Tachysurus vachellii
Lineage: Eukaryota; Metazoa; Chordata; Actinopteri; Siluriformes; Bagridae
Gene: avl9
Product: AVL9 homolog (S. cerevisiase)
Exons: 16
Coding region: 139-1980 (613 amino acids)
Cellular component (GO): cytoplasm
Source: RefSeq, a predicted model, not a curated record